AAGGAAGCCGAUAUAAAAGCUAAUGGCAGUCGAUCGAAGACCUCAGUCUUUGAUAGUGUUCUUAGCAGGUGACAAGUAGAGUACACUAUCUACAGAGCUGUGGUGCAACCGUUGUUGGAAGCUCUCUCCCUCCCGCGCCUCUUCGCCCGAUCACAUUUUCCGCCUCGCCUCGUAACCCGUCCCCCAUUUAGCCAGCCACCAUGUGUGACGACGAUCAGGGAGCGUUGGUCGUGGACAAUGGCUCCGGAAUGUGCAAGGCUGGCUUCGCCGGUGAUGAUGCUCCGCGUGCCGUAUUCCCGUCGAUUGUCGGACGCCCUCGGCACCAGGGUGUGAUGGUCGGUAUGGGUCAGAAGGACGCCUACGUAGGUGAUGAGGCCCAAUCCAAGCGGGGUAUUUUGACGUUGAAGUAUCCGAUCGAGCACGGUAUCAUCACCAAUUGGGACGACAUGGAGAAGAUCUGGCAUCACACGUUCUACAACGAGUUACGUGUCGCACCGGAGGAGCAUCCGAUUCUGCUGACGGAGGCUCCGCUGAACCCGAAGUCUAACCGCGAGAAGAUGACUCAGAUCAUGUUUGAGACUUUUGCCGCUCCGGCCGCUUACGUGGCCAUUCAGGCCGUCCUGUCUCUGUACGCCUCCGGUCGUACCACUGGUGUCGUACUUGACUCCGGAGAUGGUGUAUCGCACACUGUCCCCAUCUACGAAGGUUAUGCUCUGCCACAUGCCAUUCUGCGUAUGGACUUGGCCGGUCGCGAUUUGACCGACUACCUGAUGAAGAUCUUGACUGAGCGCGGCUACUCGUUCACCACCACUGCUGAGCGCGAAAUUGUCCGCGAUAUCAAGGAGAAGCUGUGCUACGUCGCUCUGGACUUCGAACAGGAAAUGCAGGCCGCUGCAGCUUCUUCCUCUUCGGAGAAGUCCUAUGAAUUGCCCGACGGACAGGUCAUCACCAUUGGCAACGAGCGCUUCCGCGCCCCGGAGGCCUUGUUCCAGCCGUCCUUCCUGGGAAUGGAAGCCACCGGUGUUCACGAGACUGUCUACAACUCGAUCAUGCGUUGCGACGUCGACAUCCGCAAGGAUCUGUAUGCUAACAGCGUCCUCUCCGGAGGUACCACCAUGUAUCCAGGUAUUGCCGAUCGCAUGCAGAAGGAGAUCACAUCGCUGGCUCCGUCGACCAUCAAGAUCAAGAUCAUUGCCCCGCCGGAGCGUAAGUACUCCGUCUGGAUCGGUGGUUCCAUCUUGGCUUCGCUGUCCACGUUCCAGACGAUGUGGAUCUCGAAGCACGAGUACGACGAGGGCGGCCCAGGAAUUGUGCACCGCAAGUGCUUCUAAGGGCCCUUGAUCGAUCGCUGCCACCACACCCAAUUAUCAAUGACGACUGCUAUAACUGCCAUACUCAUAUGACCACUGCCUUGACGGCUUGCCCUGCUGCCAUACCGGGGCCUGAUCGGGGGCAGUGUGCGCGCUCGCGUCCAUUUUUGCUACUACUACUUCUACUACAUCUGCUGACAUCUCUGUAGAAUAUCUAUUACAUUUAUGACAUCUUUCACAUCUACUGACAUCUACUACAAUUACUAGAGCUAAGUACUUCUGCUUUUUUUUUCUUUGCUAUGAUAAACAGGUUUUUAAUUUUGACAAAAAAAAAACUGUUUGCACGCCACCAAUCAAAAAACUCGGAGUUUGACUAAUUCAUUGCGUGAAAGAAAAGCCUGUUCGCAGAUGUUCAGUACCGGAUCGAAAAGCGAUAGUUUUCUGAUUUUGAUGCUAGUAGUAAUGGUAGUAAGUUCAAACAAAGUUGUAGCCAUAAAACUUCUAGCAAUGUGCACAAGAACACAUUCAAGGUCACUUUAAAAUAUGCUCCCAUUUUGCUUAGAUACAAUCAUUUACACAUCAUUUCAGCUCAACCACUGCGCUACAUAGUUACCUGAUUUGUAGUACCAACAAUAUAGUUACUGAAUAUUGAA
This is a messenger RNA of Aedes aegypti (yellow fever mosquito), 1963 nucleotides long. RefSeq names its product actin, muscle-type A2. The record is from RefSeq and is a predicted model, not a curated record. The transcript is spliced from 3 exons. Gene Ontology annotation, biological process: mitotic cytokinesis. Bases 201 to 1331 code for a protein of 376 amino acids. NCBI's taxonomy places the organism in Eukaryota, Metazoa, Arthropoda, Insecta, Diptera, Culicidae.